AUGAUGACUUUCUCGAUCACUCUCGGAAUGGAAUACGUUGCACUGUUCCUACUCGACUUCACUGUGGCUCGACCUCUUUGGGAUCCCCUCUUUAUGAAUGCCAAAGAAAUCGAGAAGAAAGAUCAGAACAACCGCGUCCUUCACCUAGUUUAUAAGCCUGUCGACUUAUUGAAUUUCCCAUGGUUUUUUCAGUGCUCAGGGUUAAAUCCUAGCAAAUUUCGUAGUCGUAUGCGCGAAUAUUGUGUUCAUCUGCAUUACAACUAUGAUUCCGAACUCAACACUUACUACAUCAUGCUUUCCUCUAUAAAGCACCCAUCUUGUGGAAUGCAGCCAUGGAUGGUGCGUGGAGAAAUGCAGCUGGGCUUUCGAAUUGAAGCUGUCGACAUGGACACGACUCGAAUCAGCGUUCUCUGGUCGAUUUCCCCCUGUGGAAACGUUGCCUUAACCUCCUAUUUCACAGAAAUCUACGUGGCACAAAUGAUUGCCGCCUUUCCUGGACUGCGCGAUAUGGUCAAUCAGAUUCCUCGCUAUCAUAUUCACAAUCUGAUCGAUCAGAUCCGGCAAACGCAAAACAAUGGAGUGGAAAAACCAUCCAGCAGUCCCAAAGAAAAUGAAGUGAAUGAGGCACAAGAACCAGCGACAACCCCUCCCUCCAUCCACUACCCUUUCAUUUCAAAUACUGUUCAACAUCUGUCUCAAUCUUCCGAUAAAAUUCGAUGUUGGGGCGAAGUGGACGCCUCUGUUUGGAAGGUUCGCAGUACAACCUAUAUGACAUCGCACGAGAAAGUGCAGUCCGCUUCGUGUCUGUGUCCAAUGCUUUGUAUGGAUUUGUUCCGGUCCAAUCAGCGAAUCGAUCACAUCGCUCUGUAUCCUGAGAGUGCGUUAAAUCGAAUGAAAGAAGUCGAUUUCUCAGCGAUCGAGUGUGUAAUGGUAGUGAAUCUGCAGAUCAACGGAUUUAUCAGCGUGGUGAGCUAUUUCGGAGUACCCAAGAGCCAAGAAGAGGGCGCCAGCAAACUGCUUCAUCGCUUCUUAGACGAAUCCGAUCAGUGGCGAAAUGAGCGAUUCAAAUUACUGCCUCACAUCGUGGAAGGAAGUUAUCUGAUCAAAAAGAUGGUGGGAAUGACUCCCUGUUUGAUAGGAAAGAAGGGAGAAAGCCGCUAUUAUCGUGUAGGGAUCGCUCGAUCGUGGUGA
Blastocystis hominis is the source of this 1191-nucleotide messenger RNA. RefSeq lists its product as hypothetical. The transcript has 3 exons. Bases 1 to 1191 code for a protein of 396 amino acids. The record is from RefSeq and is a predicted model, not a curated record. Lineage: Eukaryota; Bigyra; Opalinata; Blastocystidae.